AAGCAACGCGAGGACAAAAAACAACGCGCGAAAAAAGAAAUUUACUCGUAAAUCCGUCAAUUUUGAAAAAAGCCGUAGGUUCGUGCAAAUGUACGUUAAGCUACGAAUAGCUGCCUCCUUCCGACUCCGAGCGCGCCUGGUUCGGUUCCUGGCUUCUGCAAAUGCGCUGUGCACACUGGACGGAGUCUGAUACUCCGAUCGGAUUCAAUUUUUCCAUAGCAACUGUCCAACAAAAAGCAGUUCAUUUCUCAACUUUUUUUUUUUUUUAAACGCACACAUUCUUCCUUGUUUUUUAUCCGUCUGCAAUUCAAGAACUAAAAUGCAUUAAAAGGGAUUCUACAAAGUUCUGGCAGUGAAAUUGCAUACGGAGAUCGGAGAGAAUGUUGCACGAGCUCUUAUUAGCACUAAUAGGAUAUACCGGAGAUCUCAUAGUCGACGAAAGGGAGCAGCAGAAAAUUUUAUUUCCCGAUGCCCCAGUAUCGGAGGAAUGCACCUUCAAGCUAGCUCCCGACAUUUCCUUCUUACAAGCCUCCGAAAGGGCCGUUAUCGAGAGUCUUAUUUCCUUAGGAUUUUAUUAUAGAGAGCUUGAUCGCUUUGCAUCAAAGUCUCGUAAUUUAAGCUGGAUACGGUCCACAAAUGAUGCUCCUUUAUCACGAACUUCUGUUCUAUUGAAGGGCAAAACAAAAAAGCCAAGCAUAUACCGUAGGGCCAUAGCAAAUGGCAUUGUUGAAAUAUUAUCAGUUUACAGGUCUGCUGUUCUACAGGUUGAGCAGAUAUUGCUAUCAGAUCCUAUGCCCAUAUUGGCGACAGUGACUCGAGGACUCAAUAAGUUUUUUGUGCUUCUGCCUCCACUUUAUGAGCUCAUUGUGGAGAUAGAGCGUGAUGAUGUUCGGGGUGGGCAGCUUCUCAACCUUUUGCACAAAAGAUGCCACUGCGGAGUUCCUGAAUUGCAGGCAUGCAUUCAAAGGCUCCUUUGGCAUGGACACCAAGUCAUGUAUCAGCAACUUUCAUCAUGGAUGGUUUAUGGAAUUCUUCAAGAUCAGCAUGGAGAGUUUUUCAUUAGAAGGCAGGAAGAUAGGGAUGUAGAUAAUAGGUCAUCUUGUCCUGAUGUGUCUGAGAAAUUGGUGCAAAAAUCACAUGAUGAUGCAUCUUUAACUGAUUGGCACUUGGGCUUCCAUAUUUUUCUGGACAUGUUACCAGAGUACAUCCGUAUGCCUGUUGCAGAAUCAAUUCUUUUUUCUGGAAAAGCAAUCAGGGUCCUACGAAAUCCAAGUCCUACUUUUAGAUAUCAAGAUGCCGUUAAUCAUCAACCAAUACCCAAAGGGUCACUUAGAGUUCAAGGAUUUAUGGGGCGCUUUGCUUUCCAGAAAGAGUCUUUUGCAGAUUUGAAAUUGAUAGGAGAGGAAUUACUUCCACAGUCCGAGGCUGAUAAAAUUGAUGCUAUGCUUCAAGAGCUAAAGGAUACUGCUGAAUUCCACAAGAGGUCAUUUGAACAUGCAGUUGACUCCAUCCGUACGAUUGCAGCCAGUCAUCUUUGGCAGCUUGUGGUUGUUCGUGCCGACUUGAAUGGCCACCUGAAAGCUCUUAAAGAUUAUUUUCUUUUAGCUAAGGGAGAUUUUUUCCAGUGUUUUCUUGAGGAAAGUCGCCAAUUGAUGCGUCUACCACCUCGUCAGUCAACUGCUGAAGCUGAUCUUAUGAUCCCAUUUCAGUUGGCAGCCAUAAAGACCAUAGGCGAUGAGGACAAAUAUUUUUCAAGAGUGUCCUUAAGGAUACCAUCAUUUGGAAUCACAGUUACACCCUCCCAAGUGGAUUUAUCAAAGAUGAAAUCUAAUCCUGAUGGAAGCUCUGGUGUUAUUUCAAAAGGAAAUUCUUCCUCUGAGUUGACUCUUGAUGGUUGGGAUGGUAUUGCCCUUGAAUAUUCUGUUGAUUGGCCGUUACAAUUGUUCUUCACACAAGAGGUGCUUUCUAAGUAUCAAAGGGUUUUCCAAUAUUUGCUUAGAUUGAAACGUACACAAAUGGAACUGGAAAAGUCGUGGGCUUCUGUGAUGCAUCAAGAUCACACAGAUUUUGUAAAACGUCAAAAUGAUCGAAUGAAUUGCUCCAUAACUCAGCAGCGUCGGCAACGGUUUAGACCAAUGUGGCAUGUUAGAGAGCAUAUGGCCUUCUUGAUUAGAAACCUCCAGUUUUAUAUCCAGGUGGAUGUGAUAGAAUCUCAAUGGAACCUUUUACAAGAACGUGUGCAUGAUUCUCAUGAUUUCACUGAACUUGUGGGCUUUCAUCAAGAAUACUUGUCUGCUUUGAUUUCGCAGUCAUUCUUGGACAUUGGAUCUGUGUCAAGGAUAUUGGACAGUAUAAUGAAACUCUGCCUGCAAUUCUGCUGGAAUAUUGAAAACCAUGACAGCAAUGCAAAUACAUUAGAACUGGAACAGAUAACUGAGGAAUUCAACAAAAAAUCAAAUUCCUUGUAUACUAUAUUAAGAAGCAGCAGACUUGCUGGAAGUCAACGUGCCCCAUUUCUGAGGCGGUUCCUCUUGCGCCUAAACUUCAAUUCCUUCUUUGAGGCAACUGCAAGAGGAGUGCUCAAUGUUGUUAGAUAGUGACAAAUCCUUCCGCUUUCAUCAAUAGCAUACCCGGCAGUCCGGCACCUCUUACAACUACCCACAGAUUGUGCCAAUAGUUUGGUGCAAAAUGAAGCAAAGGUUGUAUUUAAGUUGUGUCUGACGUUAAACCAAUAUUCUUGAUUUUUCCUGAUACUGCUCUGGUUGUGCCUUGCAGUCUUGUGGUGUUCAUAGGUUGAGAUUCGAUUUUGUCUUUAUUCCGUUGCUGUAAAAAGAUGCUACUUAUCUAAUGAGAUUAUUCUUGCUAACAAAGAAGAGAGGACGAAAAGAGAAAAUUACUAUCCUUGUUCUGAUUUUUCUAGUUUUAGUUGAGAACGAGAACACUGGACAUCUCAGCACCUGAAUACACUCAGGUUCCUUUUUUUUUUUUUUGAGAAGAUGAAUACACUCCUCAAUCCAUUACAUCUGUUUUUC
Messenger RNA from Nelumbo nucifera (sacred lotus), 3032 nucleotides. RefSeq names its product GAMMA-TUBULIN COMPLEX PROTEIN 4 (gene GCP4). Gene Ontology annotation, molecular function: microtubule minus-end binding; gamma-tubulin binding. The record is from RefSeq and is a predicted model, not a curated record. Gene Ontology annotation, cellular component: microtubule organizing center; gamma-tubulin complex; spindle pole. Lineage: Eukaryota; Viridiplantae; Streptophyta; Magnoliopsida; Proteales; Nelumbonaceae. Gene Ontology annotation, biological process: microtubule nucleation; cytoplasmic microtubule organization; mitotic cell cycle.